Messenger RNA from Salpingoeca rosetta, 408 nucleotides. RefSeq lists its product as uncharacterized. Lineage: Eukaryota; Choanoflagellata; Craspedida; Salpingoecidae. The transcript has a single exon. Bases 1 to 408 code for a protein of 135 amino acids. The record is from RefSeq and is a predicted model, not a curated record.
AUGAGAGUGCUUUGUGUUCAAGUAGUGGUUUAUCCAUUAUGUAGCAGUGUGAACUGUGUGUUCUUGUGCUUCCGUGUUCUGUUUGCCUCGAUUGAGUUCUUGCACGCGUUUGUUUGCUCCUCCUCCUUUUUUUUUUUUUGUUUUGCUUGCUGUUCUCGCUUGCAAGAGCUUCUUACCUCCACAUCAUCAUCGCCCUUGUGCGUGUGUCGCGUGCGUUGUUCUUUGCACUCUUUGUUUCUUCGUUGUAAGCCUAGAGGCUCCUCCGUCUUCUUUCGUUACGAAUUCGCUCCAAGUGCACAAAAUCAUAGUGCACGCACCAUGUUGUCUUCGACACAUUUGUUCCAUGGUCUUUGGUUCAAUUUGAAAGGGAACCCCAACACGUGCUACCCACCAUCACAACUUAGUUAA